UCACCGGCUGGAAGACAAUGGUUAUUGGUUAUUCGUCGAAUCUGCUCAUUCUGGGCUUGAUACAAUUAUACCCUUAAAGUGGCCUUUCAAGGAAUAGUAAAUGUUUAAUCUCAAUUAAAACUUAAGCCACGGAAGUUUUCCGAACACCGAAACCCUGCAUCAAGUGGAAAAAACCUGAAUGUGGAGGAUUUGGAGACGUGCGUGUGUCUUGCGUUCAUGCCCAGCCCGUACUUCGAUAGACGUGCGUUGUAACACUCUUCAACAACACUGACUGAAACAUGAAUACGUCCGAGUUUCCCGUGCGCUUUGAGGAGCAAUGGAACAUGAGCUGGAUGGAGGAAGAGAGUAAUAAACUUUUAUUCGGGAUCGGUACGGAUAAUUUCAUCACGCUUUUGGUGUUCGGGAUCAUCUUUACACUCGGCGUCCUGGGGAACGCGAUGGUGAUCACCGUGCUGGCCAGAAAUAAGCCGGGGAAACCCAGAAGCACCACCAACAUAUUCAUCCUGAACCUCAGCAUCGCAGACCUGUCCUACUUGUUGUUUUGUAUUCCUUUCCAGUCGACCAUUUACAUGAUGCCAACUUGGGUGCUCGGCGCAUUUAUUUGCAAGUUCAUCCACUAUUUCUUCACAGUGUCCAUGCUGGUCAGCAUCUUCACUUUAUCCGCUAUGUCCGUGGACAGGUACAUUGCUAUUGUGCAUUCGAGAAAGUCCUCCUCCAUACGAGUGGCAAAGCAUGCUCUCCUCGGAGUGGUGGUGAUAUGGGUGUUAUCUCUGACCAUGGCAGCCCCUGUGAUGUACUAUCAGAACAUAUUCCAGCGAGAGGAGAACCGCACUUUUUGCUGGGAAUGGUGGCCGGAUCCGUACCAGAAGAAAGUCUAUGUUGUGUGCACCUUCGUUUUUGGUUACGUGUUGCCCCUGCUUCUCAUUUCUUUCUGUUACGCAAAGGUGCUAAACCACUUGCACAAAAAACUAAGAAACAUGUCCAAAAAGUCAGAGGCAUCGAAGAAAAAGACCGCCCAGACGGUGCUGGUGGUGGUGGUGGUGUUCUGUCUGUCCUGGCUGCCCCAUCAUGUGGUUCAUCUGUGGGUGGAGUUUGGCACCUUCCCCCUGAAUCAGGCCUCCUUCGUGCUGCGGGUGGCCGCCCACUGCCUGGCCUACAGCAACUCCUCCGUCAACCCCGUCAUCUACGCCUUCCUGUCUGAGAACUUCCGGAAGGCUUACAAGCAGGUGUUCAAGUGCCAGAUCGGCACCAGUGACUCGCCGCUGAACGACGUCAAGGAGAUACGCAGCAAGGUGGACACGCCCCCCUCCACUAACUGCACCAACGUCUGAAAUAACACUCUGGCCUGUCUGCGUGGGAGACUUGUCAGCAUCGGUAAAACAUGACUUAAGUGCAACGUCCGCAUGCCAGGGGAAACAUUCAGAGACGCUUUAGCAGACUUUUCACGCCCCAACGUGAAGCUGGUGAUUUUUUUUGUGUUUAUUUACUUCUUUAUGUUUAUUAAGUUAGCUUAGCUUACUCCAUUACCAUUUGUAGUUUGCCAGGUACACAAGAAAGAACAGACAAUUCACAAGCCUUUACUGUGAGAAGGUCACCGGGACUUCAGAACACACCAUCGGCAAAUCAAAAACCAUGAAUAAAAACACGUGUUGACAAUGGACUCCAGGAGUUGACAUGGGAAAUAUUGACCUUCCUAGACAAUGCCGAGCAAACAAUAGAUUUCCAUUGUGUGAAAAUGUCAUGGCAAUGCCAAGGGACAGACCGCAUGAUGACUAUGAAUGUUUCAUAACAAUGCAUGGGGAGGGAUAACAGGGUAAGUGACAAACAACAGAGGAGGUCGCUUCAAGUUGCAUUGUUCUACAUUAGUGCUGCUCAUUCACACUAAGGGGCCCUGUCUGGUAAGGGUCCCUGAUGGUCCUUGAGGGCCCUCUUCAUUAGUGCUAUGUCUUUUGAAAUCUUUUUUUUUUUUUUUCACAAAGAAAGUUUAUGUUUGGAAACAGUGGCACUCGCUAGCCACUCUGGGAGCGAAAGCGGACAGGAAAUGUUUUGGAUGUCGACGUCCGACGUUAGGAUGGAGUGAGUGCGUGAGAGAGAGUGUGAGAGAGAGAAAGCGAGAGAGAGAGAGAGAGAGAGAGAGAGAGAGAGAGAGAGAGAGAGAGAGAGAGAGAGAGAGAGAGAGAGAGAGAGAGAG
Gadus chalcogrammus (walleye pollock) is the source of this 2191-nucleotide messenger RNA. RefSeq names its product galanin receptor type 1-like. The record is from RefSeq and is a predicted model, not a curated record. Gene Ontology annotation, cellular component: membrane. Lineage: Eukaryota; Metazoa; Chordata; Actinopteri; Gadiformes; Gadidae. The transcript has 3 exons. Bases 279 to 1331 code for a protein of 350 amino acids. Gene Ontology annotation, biological process: positive regulation of cytosolic calcium ion concentration; G protein-coupled receptor signaling pathway; negative regulation of adenylate cyclase activity. Gene Ontology annotation, molecular function: galanin receptor activity.